AUGAAACUGACCCAGAAACAGCCCAAUAUGAGGCCGAUUGUCGUGAAAGAAGUGGAGCGUCUUAUUUAUAGAAAGAACAUCUCAUGUCGGGCUCAACUCUACGCAGUUACGUUCCUUGCACAAAUGCAACUGAAUGCUGGCGAUGUGGAAUUAGCCGCUUCACUUUUGACUAUUUAUAUUGGUCUCUUCCGAAUUUUGAUUGCGAAACAAAAAAUUGAUGACAAGAUUAUUUCGGCAUUGUUGACUGCAACGAAUCGUGCGUUUCCAUAUGCGAAAAAUGAAGCGGAACGUUUGACGAAAGAAAUCGAUACUCUGUACAAAGUGUUGCAUCAAUCAAAUUUUAACACUGCGCUUCAAACAUUGAAACUUUUACAUCAGUUGUUGGUGACGAGGUUGGUGCAAGAAGGCGAUUGA
Molecule: messenger RNA, 414 nt
Organism: Anisakis simplex (herring worm)
Lineage: Eukaryota; Metazoa; Nematoda; Chromadorea; Rhabditida; Anisakidae
Source: the annotation of a GenBank genome assembly